This is a messenger RNA of Pungitius pungitius (ninespine stickleback), 1414 nucleotides long. It is a transcript of the gene ctsz, whose product is annotated as cathepsin Z. Bases 151 to 1059 code for a protein of 302 amino acids. Gene Ontology annotation, cellular component: lysosome. The transcript is spliced from 6 exons. Gene Ontology annotation, molecular function: cysteine-type endopeptidase activity. The record is from RefSeq and is a predicted model, not a curated record. Lineage: Eukaryota; Metazoa; Chordata; Actinopteri; Perciformes; Gasterosteidae.
GUCACGUGACCUCCGUCGGUAUCGGUCCGACUCCACUGUAGCUACACUUUAAAAGGCUUCAGCUCGUCUGGUCACAGCACCUCCUCCGCUACAGCGUCUCCUCUCCUCGCUUUUUUUAAAAGCUCGAGUUCGACCUCCUCGGCGUGGAAGAUGUCUGUGGCCGUGUGCGUGGGGCUGUUUUGGGUCGCGCUGUCCGGGGUGAGCGGCGGAGUUUAUUUCAACCAGAAGCAGCCGUGCUACGUCCCGAAAGCGAGGACCAACAACUUCGGUCUGAAGAGCCGUCCUCUUCCUCACGAGUAUUUAAACGUAUCAGAAUUACCCAAAUCGUGGGACUGGAGGAACAUCGAUGGCAUCAACUAUGUGAGCACCACCCGCAACCAGCACAUCCCCCAGUACUGUGGCUCCUGCUGGGCCCAUGGCAGCACCAGUGCAAUGGCAGAUCGCAUCAACAUCAAGAGGAAAGGAGCGUGGCCCUCGGCCUACCUCUCCGUCCAGAACGUGAUUGACUGUGGUAAGGCCGGCUCUUGCCAUGGAGGGGAUCACAGCGGAGUGUGGGAGUACGCCAACAAACACGGGAUCCCAGAUGAGACCUGCAACAACUACCAGGCUAAAGACCAGGCUUGCAAACCUUUCAAUGAAUGUGGCACCUGCACCACCUUUGGAGUGUGCAAUAUUGUGAAGAACUACACCCUGUGGAAAGUGGGAGAUUUUGGAAGUGUCAGCGGGAGGGAGAAAAUGAUGGCGGAGAUCUACGCUAGAGGACCGAUAAGCUGUGGGAUCAUGGCCACUGACAAGCUAGAUGCCUACACCGGAGGUCUCUACUCUGAAUAUCAGGAACAACCUUACAUCAAUCAUAUCGUGUCAGUGGCAGGGUGGGGAAUGGAGGACAACGUUGAAUACUGGAUUGUGCGGAAUUCCUGGGGAGAGCCGUGGGGUGAGAAGGGUUGGCUCAAGAUCGUGACAAGUGCCUACAAGGGAGGAAGUGGAAGCUCGUACAACCUGGCGUUGGAGGAGGACUGCAUGUAUGGAGACCCAGUUGUCCCCAAGUCCUACCUGUAGAGGACAUCAGACCCCACGGUAGCAAAGGCAGUCUCUGGCAGAGACGUUUUUACAAGAGGGAAUAAGUUUGUUUUUCUCAGAGAUCUAUUUUUUACACUUGCAAUUAAAGGGGUUCAAUCAGCAUGAUCCAUGUUCCACAAUUUUCAAUGGAAACUGCCUCAGCCAAAGAGUUUAUAAUUUGUCUCACUGCUGUGCUCAACCAUUAAAGUGUGCCUUACAUGCACUGGCGGUCAAAUGCAACUGUGAUUCAUUUUUUGUUUUUGCACUCAUCUACACAUCAGAAAUUCUGGAGAAUUUGCACUUUGUUUUGUUUUAGAUCUUGUCAAUAAAAACUACACAAAAAAGUGGUCCUUUA